Messenger RNA from Amoebophrya sp. A25, 6897 nucleotides. NCBI's taxonomy places the organism in Eukaryota, Dinophyceae, Syndiniales, Amoebophryaceae. The record is from the annotation of a GenBank genome assembly.
AUGGAACUGUACUCCUGGGGUCGAGGAACGCACGGUCAGUUGGGCAUAAAUCAGAGCAAAAAUUCACCAGUGCCGCAACUAGUGCUGUUGCCACCACGUGUUUUGGUGAAAGAGUGCGCAGCUGGAGAAGUUCACAGUGCCGCGGUUACAUCAGAUGGCGUAGUUAGGGCUACAAUAUUAAUACUUAUAUAAAUGUAUUUAUUAGUACUUUUUCCAGCAUCUUGGUCCCGCUAGUACUUUUGUACUAGGGAAAACGAGAACUACCAAGAAGAGCAUCAAGGUGGAUUUGCGGGCGUUCUAACGUAGUAUACGUCUGGGGAGCCGCAGAGAACGGGGCACUAGGCCUCGGAGCAUCGUGCACAAGUGGGAUAAUAGCGGAGCCUUCGCCGAUAAAGCAGGAUGCGUUUUUCAAUCGACCUGCUGCCAAAGUCAAAUGCGGUUUGGCCCAUACAGCUGUCGUCAAUGACGAAGGCGCCAUGUUCACAUUUGUUAAGGCUACCACUAAUUCUAAUGCUAAUUCAUCUCUUAGAGCGCUCUAUGUCUCAUAAUGGGUAUCCCUAGUUUCUUUGGCAUAAUAUUCAAGGGAAAAAAUACAAGUAGAAGAAUAGAUACUUCUCCACAGGGAUCAUGGAUUGGCAUUUUUACCAUAUUCAGGGGUAGGUACUACUACUAGCUCUAACUUUGGAGCCGGUUGGUUUGGUCGCUUGGGACUCGGCACAGUGGACAACGUCUAUUUUCCUAGACAAGUGGCGUUGCCAAAAAAGGUCAUUGACAUGUCCUUGGCUGCUUACCAUACUCUAGUGAUAGAUGAAAAACGAGAUCUGCACGUGUGGGGGAGAGACAAGUGCGUCUGCGAACCUAUGGACUGUCCCUUGCCCAAGAAAUUCACACAACUUGGAGACAGCACUAAAAUUGUGCAGAUUGCUUGUUAUGGAUGGGAACAACAACAAUUCAGGUCGGGGGUCUCGUUUGUUGAACUAGUACCGGCAAAGACAAUGUCCUCAACAUGAAGUCACCACCUUCAUCUACCCUGCAUCUACUCCUAUUUCAAUCUUGUCGGGAAGGGCAUUCGCUUGCCAUCACAGACGAGGGUGAAGUCUACGUUUGGGGCGAGAACGCGUCGCACCAGCUAGCGCUUCCCAAAUCUCUCGGUCGACCGCAUGUUCAGACUCCAGAGCAAGUUUCAUCUUUCCCGGGUUCUGUGGAGCUUCUGGCUACAGGCCCUUCACAUUCUCUAGCAAUGAUGAAAAACGGCGACGUCUUCGGCUGGGGUGACCAAAGCUGUGGUCGCUUAGGCUUGGCUGCGAUCGCGGAGACGAGAUAUGUAGAUGCCCCUUUGAAAGUGGACCCAGUGUGGUCUAGUUUAGAAGCUAUGACACGGCAAAAUCUUGGCGAUGGUGGUGCGGAGGAGGAGGACAGCGACGAAGCAGCAGAGGAAGCAGGAGGAGGCGACGCCAAGAGCAAGAAAAGCGGCUCACCGAAAGGGAAAGCAAGUACUUAGUAUCUUCACACUAUGUUGAUUGAAUGAAGUAGGUUUAUUGUACAUAUUAAUUAAGGAACGGUUUUUACAGUACUAUUGCGUUUCAUGAAGUCUUCAAAUGAUCUGAUUUUCUAGUUCAUCUCAUCCCACUUCAAAAAUUAGGAUGAUCAACGUCAACUACAUCCCCCAAACAAAAAUCCUGCAUCAGGCGAACAAGAAGCAGAGAAGGACCGCAUGUUUGACAGUCUCAGAGAAGGCGCAGCCGUGAAAGACUUUCCGACCAUUCAGAGUUUGCUCAAACAAGAAGCUGAGAGUGCGAAAAACGCGAAUUUGCUAGCAGCAGAAAGUUCCUUGCGACAAGACUACGAUAUCUUCUUGAAGGACAUUCUAGUGAAUGUAGCCGAAAUGGAAAGGAAACGCAUGGAGAGGCUCACAGAUGUCGACAGCAGUUUCAAGAUUAUGGAGGGGAUGCGUGGAUCCUUGUUUAGACGCUUUUGCUUGUCUUGCUAGAGCAAGGACAUCAGCUUCAAGGUGUGCAACUGAAGCAGGGUGUGCACUUUGCACAAGCAACACUAGUGCAUGUACAUAAGUACUUACGCAAUCUUCAACAACUCUCUGCCAAACUAAAUAAUUCCUUCUACCUCUCCUUUGACCCUCUUCUUCUAACCUUUCUACAGUCCGAAUCAUGCCUCACGUGAAGGCUCCAGAUGUAAAAGCAGCUGGUGGUGCAGAAGGAAAGGGCGCCGCUGGUUUGAGGAAACUCACCGCCCUACUACCACAAUUUGAGGAGCUGGUAUGGUCCCUGCAGCAACAGCCAGCGUACCUUUCGGAGCUGUCAUUGCAUAUACAGAAUUUGGAGGUAUGGGAGUUUUAUCUACCAAAACCAACCAUGUAGUUGUACAGCUCCUGCUACUCUUCCUCGUUCAAUAUAGUACUCUCAAGAAUUGUUAAGCAUCGUGACGAAACACUAUGACGCCGCGCGGCAGUCUGCACUUAUAACUGUGCGAGAUUAAUUGUAUUGUAUUCUACAACGAACUAUCAAACACGAGACGUGAUCUUCUAUCGUCUCCGCCGCCAUCAAUCAGCACAUGACAGCAUGGGUCGUUCCUCCAUCAUUUCGUCCAUCCUCCAUUCAUUCCCCAAAGAGAAAAUUUUCUAUCGAUUCGUUCUGCAAAGCGUGUACCAUGAGUUGGAGGACGUGCGGACGAAACACCUCUUCAUGGCGUUGCUGAAGCUGAUGAUCAAGCAGGAAGUAGUGGCUUGCAAGGACCCAAAUGAUUAUGAUUAGACAGGUUAGGCUUGCAUCAAGGAUCCAACAGAUUAAGUACAAGUACAACCAUUAUCAUCAUCCUCAUCAUCCUCCUCAUCCUCAUCAUCCUCAUCACCAUCCUCAACAUCAUCAUCAUCCUCAUCAUCCUCAUCAUCCUCAUCAUCCUCAUCAUCCUCCUCAUCCUCAUCAUCCUCAUCACCAUCCUCAACAUCAUCAUCAUCCUCAUCAUCCUCAUCAUCCUCAUCAUCAUCAUCAUCAUCAUCAUCAUCAUCAUCCUCAUCAUCCUCAUCAUCCUCAUCAUCCUCAUCAUCCUCAUCAUCCUCAUCCUCCUCAUCCUCCUCAUCCUCCUCAUCCUCAUCCUCAUCCUCAUCCUCAUCAUCAUCAUCAUCAUCAUCAUCAUCAUCAUCAAACAUGUCGAAGAUGCGACUACAGUCGAGCAAGAAGAUGAAACUGAAAUCAAGUAGAUCCAGGAUCAGGUAUAAGUGUCCUCUAUAAUUUCCAGUCUUCCAACCUGACUCUUUUCCUCUAACUUUGAGUCUUCCAACCUGACGGCAGCCGCGUCCUCCAUCUCUUCUCUGAGUUCUCUCUGCAGCCUUACUUCCGAGAAGAUAUCAUCCACAGUGUGAUGGACGUCACCAGAAAAAGCGGCGUCGGUUCCUUAAUGGUGUCUCUUGACAGAGGGGUGAAGGAACUUGGGCAGCAUUUUUUCCUGACAAAAGAGGAAUUUAUGGAAGCGGAGCAAGGCGGGGAACACAAUAAAGACGCUCAGGAACUGACAGUCGAAUUUCACGCGAACAUCGAAAAAUUCCGAGAAUAUCUGCAGAAAGAGUUCCUCAAAUGGCUCUCGGCACAAGAGCUUCCAGCGGAUAUCCAGAAGAUUCUUUUCCACGCUCUUCAAACCAUCAAAGCACGCCGAUUCACAGUGCAGCGUGAUGACAUCACGAUUCCACUCGAAUUGCAGAUUUGUGAGCCCUUGGCGCGUUUGUACGUGCUGGGAAUUCUAGUCCCUGUGAUGGAGAACUUGCAAGAGUACUUAAGGCCAUUGUUCCACAGGUUCCUCUCUACAGAAUGCUUGCAUGGGUGGAAGUCCCCAUGAAUGUACAAGCAAUAACAUGAACAAUGCUCCAUUUCGGAAAUCUACUUCAGAAGCAUGAAGAGCAUCCUGAUUAUGAUUUGAUCGUUGUAAAUGGGAGAUGCCAGGUUCCACCAGGAUCGACGAUGCACUUUAAUUUGUUCGAGAUGGAUUCUUCACUUAGUAGAGUAGGUCUAAACUACGGCGGCAAAAAUCAAGGCCUUGGCAAUCCAGCACAAUUGCAGGUGACACAAGACGCCAGUAUAAAGAACAAUGUGAAGAAACUUGCUAUUUUCCUGCAGAAAACGAUCCACAAAAGUUUCAUAGAGCCAGCUGAGACACUGGUGAGCAAGAUAGGCAGGCAAGUAAAACCAGCGAUAUUGACGUUUUGCAAGGAGCAAGGGACGAAAACGGCUGACGAUACGGACACACUGUUGACAAAAGACGUCUUCGUGAGUCACUACGACUGUGAAGAACAUUACAUCCAGUUGAGCAUGAUGGAUAUGCUGUCCGUGAUCGCCAUGUUGUGGGAACACGAAUCCAAGAUCGGGUUAACCGAGGAAGACUACCUCGUCACCGAACUACUCCCCGUUUUUCAGGAUGUCAUCUCCGACUCAUUUUUGAAACGCAUGAAGCCGCAUGAUUUGACCUACAAUUUUAGAAUGAACAGCAGAUUUCUGCUCACAUUAAGGCUCCUGCCCGUAAUUCAUCUUAUUCUUAUAAGGGGCAUCUUAUUUGCCACGUUUUCAAGGGGAAAAGGCCUCGUCGAAGAUGAGCUUGAAGAUGCAUUUAAGCAAGCUCUAAGCACAAAUCCAUCGAUGGUUUUCUGUAAAACCUCAAAAGCGCCAGUUCCUAGAAGGCUAAGUGCAGAAACACAAGCAGCCGGUGAAGAGGACACGAUCGAGGUGGUAAAAAGUUUGCCUUUUCCAGAAGACCCAAACGAUCCUAGAGCAGUUAAGGCCAUUGAUCCAUCUUCAGAAGCAUCUUGAAGACAUUCACGUGUCCCAGGAGGAUCUUCGAGAUGGAUUUUUAGGGUGAGCUCUAAAGCAGUAUUACAGGAUAUCUUCGAUGCGGUACCUCCGUUGCAGUCGAAUACGUUGAAAGAAAUGAAGUCGGAGUUCGAAGAGUUGAAGAUUAUGGUGGACUUAUUACGCUCACACCAUGAUGAUCAACAUCAACACUGGCAGUGACACGGGGUAUAAGCGGGAGAAAACAAGCUCGAGACUUACUGUUCCAUCGAUUUGACCUGUGUAGGGAUACAUGUUGACUUUGACACAAGUUGUAAGGGAUAAGAAAUUGAAGGUGAUUCCAUAUGAUCCAUCUUAGAUGAUAAUCUAAAUCUUAAUCAAGACACCACCGCCUUCUAAUCUCCAACAAUACACCAAUGCAACGCCGCCUGACUACGAGCUUGCGAGGAAAUUAGAUGUCGGGAUGGGCAAAAUCGAAGAGCUUAUACUAGCAGACACUGGACCUGCUGAUGUGUGUGCGCACAUAGUGGAGCAAAUCGUGAUGCGAGAUCGACAAAGGGCUUAUCUAGAUUAUGUUGGAGGCUUAUUGGACUCGUCUGAGACCGAGUAUUGAGAAUAAGAGUAUCAACUAGAGCUCGUCAUCUUACUGAUACUGUCGAGCUCUAACUAUUAAACGUCGACGCAGGGAGAAGGACGAUUCAAGAAGCGCGAGCGGCGUACUACCAGAAAAUGGAGCGAGCGAUGGUUGAGCUGCAACUCCUGAAGCGAUUUUGUGUAGAUCCGAAGAUGCCGAAACAGAUAACAUUAUGACAUAAUAUGUUACAAUACGAAUACCUUAUUGAUGAAGAUCAUUUUGAUUUGAAGUCAUGUCCAUGCACCUAGACCUCAACUAGGGAGACAUCACGAUUUACUUCCAGGUCGUGGCCGUCGUGCUCAAGAAAUGUUCGACGCUUGAUUUUUUUUCCUCAUUUUAGUUUGAUUCCUGUCGCCCCAAAACUCUAAUCCGCAACGCUUGCUACGAAGCUUCUGGUGCGCGCUUGAAUAUGAAUCAGAUAGCAGCGAAGAUCGCUACGUUGAGGACCGUGGAGCCAGACGCAAUUCCAGAUGGAUGUACUUUCAACGCCCAAAAGACAUUGAAUUUGCAACAAUUGAUAUCGCAAAAGGUCCUCCAGAGCAUCGCAGACCCUGUGGUCGAUACUCUGCCAGAAAAGAGCAAGAAAAAGAAACUCAUGUUCACAUUCUCGUUCAAUCAGGUACAACUACGUUGCAUAAAAUUCUUUGAUUGAAGCUGCAAGUUCAACUUGCUUUUACUUUUAACUCAAACAACUCGAGGUUUUCGAAAUAAAUAGUAAAAAUAUUCUUCACAUGUUGGUUCUCGUUCUUGUUUUUGUACUACUCAACAUUUUUCUUUCUUUAUCUUCUUUUCUUUCUUCCACUUCCUAAUAAAUCCUAUCUACUUGUUGUACGUCAACAUCACCAGGUCGGUGGUCUGGAUAUCGUCGUUGUCUUUAACGAAAGUAAGGCAAAAACCAUCCUCAUUCGGAAGAUCACGGUGCCGCAAGCAAUACUACGAGACCUCAAGAAAAAAGCGGCAGCAGCUGGCGGCGAAAGGCCAACAACGACAUUGGGAGAUGGCUUUUUGACGCUCUAUUUGGAAGCGUUCGACGAAUUACAGAGGAAAAUCGCGCUUAAUUAGUUAGACAAGAACAAGACUAUGAGUAUGACUACUUGUGAAAAAAUGAAUACUUAAUGAUCGUGAAGUAGAUAGCAAUAGCAAUUAUAUCUCAGUCAGAAAGAAUCACGGACGAUUAUUUCGACAUCAGAACACGGGGAAUACGACGACGAGAACAAGUUGAAUUUUACAGCAGAACCAAAACAACAACACUAGUAGCACGAUCACGAAGAGACCACGACUAGAGCGAAGGCAACGCGAAGAUAUUUUUACUAGAGAAAGCAAUCAAAAGCGACAAGUACGUAGUGGUCCGGAAGUUAUAACACGGUCCACGGAGCUGGAGCUCUGUAGUUUGCGAAAUCAGUUGAGUCAGACGAACCACCAAGUGACUAAUCUUUCUGCACACAACAUUCUAUUUUCCUUCACAAUGACGAU